GCCAAGUAACAUAAGGAUAUUAAUAGCACUCUACAAUGCUCAACCACAAGCAUAUUAGCCCAGGCCAAAUAUCAUUGUUCUUAAUCAUGCACAAGUCUCAGAAAACUCAAUUUGCAAGCUUUGACCCUCGCAUUCUCUCUUUUUUCUUCAUUUUCUAGUUGCCCAAACGAGGUUUAAGCAAAGAAUUUUUUUUUAGUUUUUGAUUUUGUUCUACUGGGUCCUUUAGAUCUUGAACUGUGAGGAAGAAAGUUUAGAAUUUUUGAGAUGGUUGUUUAUGAAUGUUUGUUCCUGGAAGUGUCAGUGUUAUUGUUUGUUGUUUUCGGAAUAAAUUGUUGGUGCUUGAAUGGAUCGCGGCUCUUAGAAGCUGGAACAUUGGAUACCUCGAAUGGAUACUGUGGGCAAAAGUUUAUGUCAGUAGAAUUUUUUGACAAAAGCCAGCCUAUUAGAUAUGCUUAUGGUGAGCCAAAGGUGAUGCCUGGAGUGCCUCCUGAAGGCAAUAUUACAAAGGAAGCACGUGCUGCUGAUUAUGAUAUCGUGGAAGUUGCAAAUGAAAGGAUCACGCACCCAAUUUCUGAUCUAGCAGCACAGGCUGGAAGGAAAAGACGAGUUGACAACUCAUCUGUGGAUAAUUCUGUUGAUUCUCAACCAGGGAAAAGUCAGAGCAAUAGGAAAAGGAGGCAAGAAGAAAUUGCCGGUGCAAAUUUAUCUGAAGAUGCUAUUAACAAUAGUAUAACUUGGACCCGGGAUGCUGUUUGUAAGGAUCAGGAUGCAGCUGAAGAUGCAGAUGUACUUAUAAUAGACAAAAUCAUUGAAGUUUCUGAAGUGACUUGUGAAAUAACUGAUGGCGCUUUUGCUAAUCAAGAAAAACCAACGCCCCUUCAAAAUUCAGAAAAGACAUCCAACCCCAAUACUGGUACAGGCAGGCAGGUUUCGGAAGUGUUAAAGGAGCAUUGUGGGGGAAAUGGUGGAAAUGGCUCCAAGUAAAGUCGGGUAACUCACAAUGCUUUAAAUCUUCUCUAUCACUCGAUGUUGCAUGGGAAUUAAUAGCUUGUUUAACGAUUUGUUUUAAUUUUUAUUAAUGUUAUUGU
Molecule: messenger RNA, 1088 nt
Organism: Populus trichocarpa (black cottonwood)
Lineage: Eukaryota; Viridiplantae; Streptophyta; Magnoliopsida; Malpighiales; Salicaceae
Exons: 2
Coding region: 265-984 (239 amino acids)
Source: RefSeq, a predicted model, not a curated record